AUGCGUAAAGGUGACUUCAGGGCUUGUAAAGAUUGCAAGGUCCUCCCUAAAGAGGGUUGCCACUCCCAACAUAAACUGUUGAUUUUGGAUUUAUUCUUGAGUAGACGAGCAACCAAGUUAGAGAAGGUUGUAAAGCCAAGAAUCCUUUGGAAAAACCUUAUGGGUGAAGCAGCAGAGACGUUUAGAUCGAUGACCAGCACGAGGUUCGCAUUAGAGAUCCAAAACGGCCCGCAUAUGGAUGCUGAUGAGUUGUGGACACACUUGGCAAAGGGUAUGAAGGAGACGGCAAAGGCGGUACUAAGGGAAACAAGAGGGACAGGUAGUCAGCGUAAAGGGGGUAGAGAAUCUUGGUGGAUCAGUGAAGAGGUCCAGACCAAGGUUGCCACAAAACUUAGUUGCUUUAAAGAGCUUAUCAGGAGCAAGCAAUACGGGACAAAUGAGGACUGGUCCUUGGCUAGGCAGAGAUACUACAAAGCCAAGAAAGAAGCAAAGAAUAUUGUAGCUAUAGCAAAAGAAAGAGCGUACGAAGAACUGUAUAGGAAACUAGACACCAAGGAAGGCAAAAACGAUAUAUUCAGAAUUGCUAAAGCAAGGGAGAGAAAACGUAGGGAUUUAGGAGACGUCAUCUAUAUUAAGGAUGAAAGCGGACGGAGCAUUGUGAAAGUGGAAGACAUAAGGAAAAGAUGGGAAGAGUACUUCGCCAUCAUGUUUAAUAGGAGAGAGUCAAGGCGAAGUGAAGGAGGAAUCGAUCACGGUACCCAUUCAGACAUUUGUUGUUAUGACGACGAUACUCCGAGGAUCAGCCAAGAGGAAGUAAGGUUCGCUCUAAAGAAGAUGGGGAGAAACAAAGCAACAGGUCCAGACCAGAUUCCUAUCGAGGCAUGGAGAUGUUUGGGAGACGUGGGGAUAAGCUUGCUGACAAGCCUUUUCAACAAGAUUUGGACAAGUGCAAAAAUGCCAGAAGAAUGGAGACUUAGCGAGGUCAUACCUAUCUAUAAGAACAAGGGGGACGUGCAGAGUUGUAGCAACUAUAGGGGCAUUAAAUUCCUAAGUCAUACCAUGAAGCUAUAG
Messenger RNA from Erigeron canadensis, 1071 nucleotides. RefSeq lists its product as uncharacterized. The record is from RefSeq and is a predicted model, not a curated record. The transcript has a single exon. Bases 1 to 1071 code for a protein of 356 amino acids. NCBI's taxonomy places the organism in Eukaryota, Viridiplantae, Streptophyta, Magnoliopsida, Asterales, Asteraceae.